Messenger RNA from Solanum lycopersicum (tomato), 1273 nucleotides. It is a transcript of the gene TKn3, whose product is annotated as knotted 3 protein. Gene Ontology annotation, biological process: regulation of transcription by RNA polymerase II. Gene Ontology annotation, molecular function: RNA polymerase II cis-regulatory region sequence-specific DNA binding; DNA-binding transcription factor activity, RNA polymerase II-specific. The record is from RefSeq and is a predicted model, not a curated record. NCBI's taxonomy places the organism in Eukaryota, Viridiplantae, Streptophyta, Magnoliopsida, Solanales, Solanaceae. Gene Ontology annotation, cellular component: nucleus.
GUUUAAACCAACUAAAUGUUAGAUUCUUUUAUUUUAUCUCUAAGUAAUGGGACCUCUCUUCCUCUUCACCUUCCCUUCUUUUCCCCUCUUCUCCUUUAGUUCUCUCCCUUUUUAAAAAAGAAAAAAGAAAAAAGAAAAACACAACACCCACUUGAAAUAUCAAACAAAUUCCUGAUUUGAUUAUUUUGUAUUUUUUUUAGAUAUAUGGAUGAUGAAAUAAUGUAUGGUUUUAAUUCCACAAGAGAUGAUUAUGCCGAUAAAGCUUUGAUGUCACCGGAGAAUUUGAUGAUGCAAACUGAGUACAACAAUUUCCACAACUAUACCAACUCCUCCAUCAUGUUUGGAUCCGAUCCUAUUCAAUUAUCAUCGGAACAAACGCUUCAAAAUAAUAUUUAUCGUGGAAAUUGUUGUGGAGGCAGUGGAAGUGGUGGUGAUAACAAUAAUAAUAAUGAUGAAGAUGGUUCAAAUAUUAUCAAGGCUAAAAUCCUCUCACAUCCUUAUUAUCCUAAAUUACUCAACGCUUAUAUUGAUUGCCAAAAGGUUGGAGCACCAGCGGGUAUAGUAAAUCUGCUAGAAGAGAUAAGGCAACAAAAUGAUUUUCGUAAACCAAACGCUACUUGUUUAUGUAUAGGAGCUGAUCCUGAACUUGAUGAGUUUAUGGAAACGUAUUGUGAUAUAUUGUUGAAGUAUAAGUCCGAUCUGUCUAGGCCUUUUGAUGAAGCAACAACCUUCCUCAACAAGAUUGAAAUGCAAUUAGAUGAUGAUGAGGAGGAGGAGGAAGAGUUAAGUUGUGGUGAUGCAUCAUCAUCAAUGAGAAGAAGUGAGGAUAAUGAACUGAAAGAUAGGCUGUUACGUAAGUUUGGAAGUCAUUUAAGUAGUCUCAAGUUGGAAUUUUCAAAGAAAAAGAAGAAAGGGAAGCUACCAAAAGAGGCAAGGCAAAUGUUACUUGCAUGGUGGGAUGAUCACUUUAGAUGGCCUUAUCCUACGGAGGCUGAUAAGAAUUCACUAGCAGAAUCAACAGGACUUGAUCCAAAGCAGAUCAACAAUUGGUUUAUAAAUCAAAGGAAGAGACAUUGGAAACCAUCUGAGAAUAUGCAAUUAGCUGUUAUGGAUAAUCUAAGUGCUCAAUUCUUCUCAUCAGAUGUUGAUUGAGUUUCGAAUACUGCUCUCAUCAUUUCUCUUUUUAUUAUAUAAAUUGUAUAUUUUUCAAUUCUUCUCGAUCUAGCUAACUAUCAAAAUUAAUGAUAAAUAAAUAAUAGUGACAGUUGCUUAA